UCGCUCCAGCUUGGGACAUGGACAGCAUUCUGUCCUCCCCAAUCAGAUCAAGAAGAAACAAAGAGUAGAAGCUUUUUGUUAUAGUGACUGGGUUUUUAUUUAUUGUUUCUUUAUUUUAUCUGUGCUGUGAGAUCGGCUCGCUUCAGGGUUAUUGUUAAAGAGCGUGAGAUUAACAUAUCAUUAGGAUGACGUUGGAGUGUUUCAUGCAAUAACGGGCAUACAGUACACACAGGAACAGGUGAACACAUGCCUCCUGCAAGCUGAUUUUAUAUUAAUACCGAGUCCUAAAUGCUCAUCCAACUAGGUGUAUGGCCCAGCUCAGGCAUUAUGACUGAUCACCAUGAGAAGCCCAAAGUGCACGAGCUGAUGGACGCAGCAUCGCUUCCGGCGGCCCCAAGAACCACCGGCACACCUGAGAAAAGCUGCACUAAAGUUAAGAGCAAGCCAGCAACCGGGAUCGUGAAGAGAAGCUCAGAUCUGAUCGUGAACAAGCCGCGAGCAUGCGCAUUUGCCGGCACGGGAAAGGGCGCGCGCCGGCACGCGCUCUCCGUCAGAGGUCCGGGCAAGGCGCAGGAGGAGGAGGAGGAAGAGGAGGCGGUCAGAGCCGUGAGGAAGCCCAGAGCCGUCACUGUGGACACGUCCAAAGCCAAAACAUCUCUGGAGGCGCUCAAGCUCAGCAUUAGAGAGCUCAAAUGGAAAGAGUUUCCAGUGGGGAGACGGACAGCGUGUGAUAUCUACUGGCAUGGCGUCUCCUUCCAUGAUAAUGAGAAUAUUGUUUCAGGGCAGGUUAACAAGUUCCCAGGAAUGAUUGAGAUGUUGCGCAAGAUAAAUUUAAGUCGUGCGGUGCGCACCAUGCAGCAGCUUUUCCCAGAGGAGUACAACUUCUACCCUCGCUCGUGGAUCCUGCCCGAGGAGUUUCAGCUGUUCUCUAAUCAGAUCCGUGUGCUGAAGGACAGUGACUCCAGCCUGAAACCCACAUUCAUUGUCAAACCCGACUCGGGCUCCCAAGGCGACGGCAUCUACCUCAUCCGUGACCCCGCUGACCUCCGGGCCAUCCCAGGAUCACAAGUCAAGCAGGCGGUGGUUCAAGAGUACAUUCAUAAGCCUCUUCUCAUCGACAAGCUCAAGUUUGACAUUCGCCUUUAUGUUCUUGUCCGUUCGCUGGAUCCUUUAGAAAUCUACAUUGCCAAAGAAGGCCUUUCCAGAUUUUGCACCGAACCCUACCAGGAACCGAGCCAGAAAAACCUCAAUCAUGUUUACAUGCAUUUAACGAACUACUCGCUGAACAUUCACAGCGGGAAUUUUGUGCAUUCGGACAGCUCCAACACUGGCAGCAAGCGCACGUUUUCCAGCGUCCUGUAUCGACUCGCCUCCAAAGGAGUGGACAUUAAGAAAGUCUGGUCAGACAUUAUAGCGCUGGUUAUCAAGACGGUUAUUGCACUAGUUCCUGAACUGAAGGUCUAUUACCAAGCUGAUAUUCCACCAGGCAAACCAGGACCUACUUGUUUUCAGAUCCUGGGCUUUGACAUCCUGCUGAUGAAGAACUUGAGGCCAGUUCUGCUUGAGGUCAACGCCAAUCCGAGCAUGAGGAUUGAACAUGAACAGGAGGUGUCGCCUGGUGUUUUCGAGUACGUACCAAGUCCAGUAGACGAAGAAGUCAAAGUAGGUGUCAUUAGAGAUACACUGCGCCUUAUGGAUCCGGCCCAGAGGAAACCACCCACAACAAACCAAGAAGCCAUCAUCGAAGACGCUGGAUCAGACGAAAAGGCGGAGCUUGUCGAGCCACUUCCGUCUCUGUGUCUAAAACAAGUCUUCCCCAAGUACAUGAAACAAUUUAACUACCUGCGGAUAUUAGAACGCAUCGCUGACAUUUUCUUACGCUUCCUCGGAGUCAAAGGAACCAUGAAACUCGGCCCGACCAGUUUCCGUACUUUUAUCAGGAAUUGCAAGCUGAGUAGCAACAGUUUCACCAUGGCAUCAGUGGAUAUCCUGUACAUCGAUAUCACCCGCCGCUGGACUGGAGCCGCCUCCGACUCAAGAGAAGCUGCAGGAAUGGGACUGCAGGCAUUCGUGGAGGCUUUUUGCUUCUUGGCCUCACGCAAGUUUAAGGGGACACCACUGAGGGACCAAGUGCUCUCUCUGCUGGAGCUCUGCGAAGCCACACUCGAGGGGGAGGGACACGAUGAGAAGCCACGCCCAUCAAAAUCUCAUCACGGUCUCAAUCCUGCUCCCGUUCCGAGCGCCCUCAACUCCCCUGCUGCCACUCGCCACCUUCAGCCUUCUGGGAAGGCAAACGUGAAGACCUGGGAGGCUGAACCACACAGCACGUCUUAAAACAGGAAGCAAUAACUGAGGAAAAAGAACAUGGUCUUAUGUGAAAAGAAAAGAAAAUCAUUGAUCUAUUAUGCAUGGGAAAUCAUGUAAAAGUCAUACUCGUGUGAUUAAAGGCAAAGUAAACUAUUUAAUGUUAAAGACAUUUAGCUUUUAUUAUAUCAGGUAACUACUGACUGCACCUGGGAUUGCUUCAUACACCUAAUAUAUCGUGAAAUGGAACGCAUAUCUAACCUGUGUAUUUUCCACAUACACACCCGCCGACAACAAGAGGCAAGUCAUUCUUAUUUAUUGUGUGCUUCUGAUGCCAGUAUUUAGAGACUCUCACUCGUGUGUAUUCUGAUACUAAGAAAUCGCACUGCGUUGCUCAAAAACACGGUUUGUAGGACAGAAGAUUGCGCAUCACGUUAUCACAGAAUCAGGGAUGGCAAAUCAUAUCUAAUCUUAAAGGAAUCUUCAAUGGAUUCGUAGCACUGACGUUUCACGACUGACGAGCUACGACGUGGCCGACGACUCCUCUAAAAAAGCGGCCUUAUAAUGAAAUCGUGGUGUUAACACCAUAUUAUGACACUGAGUGCACUAAACGUUUAUUUUAAAACGACUACUCUAUUUAUGUUCUGAAUAUUUUAUUUAAUAUUAUUUUCAGAGAGCUUCACUGUUGUAUGUAUGAUUGAGUCUGUUACAAAUAUCAUAAUGAUAUUUAAUUGUAUAACACUUUAAUCUCUCUAUGUACAGUUUAUACAGUAUAUACAGUAUAUACUGUACAUAUAUUAAACACACUAUAUAUGUCUAUAGUACAGUGUAUAUAUACGUAUAUAUAUAUAUACAGUCAAGCCCGAAAUUAUUCAUACCCCAGGCAAAUUCUGACAUAGUUACUUUUAUUUAACCAGCAAGUUUUUUUUUUUUUUGACUGACAAAAACAAUAACCUUUUGCAGUGGCCCAGCCAGAGUCCUGACUUAAAUCCAGUUGAGAAUCUGUGGAGGGUGCUAAAGAUCAGGGUGAUGGCAAGGAGACCCUCCGGAAAGAAUUGAAACCUGAAAGAAUUGGAGCUCAUCGCUAAAGACAUACAAAGAGCUGAUCAGCAAUUAUAGAAAGCGUUUGAUUGCUGUUAUAGCUAAUAAAGGCUUUUCUAUUGAUUAUUAAGAAGGGUAUGAAUAAUUUUGGACAUGCCACUUUUUGUUUAAAUGUAAGAUCAGUAAUAUUUCUUUCUGGAAGACGCCGGUGUCAUUUCUUAUCAAGAACAAACUUGCUGGUUGAAUAAAAGUAACUUUACGUUAGAAUUUGCCAGGGGUAUGAAUCAUUUCGGGUUUUACUGUAUUUAUAGUGUGUUUAAUAUUGCACUUUUUAGCUCUAAUGAUUUUGAAUGGUCAUGUGGAAUAA
Molecule: messenger RNA, 3712 nt
Organism: Clarias gariepinus (North African catfish)
Lineage: Eukaryota; Metazoa; Chordata; Actinopteri; Siluriformes; Clariidae
Gene: ttll11
Product: tubulin tyrosine ligase-like family, member 11
Exons: 10
Coding region: 289-2334 (681 amino acids)
Biological process (GO): microtubule cytoskeleton organization; protein polyglutamylation
Cellular component (GO): cilium
Molecular function (GO): tubulin-glutamic acid ligase activity; tubulin binding
Source: RefSeq, a predicted model, not a curated record